Molecule: messenger RNA, 1236 nt
Organism: Adineta ricciae
Lineage: Eukaryota; Metazoa; Rotifera; Eurotatoria; Adinetida; Adinetidae
Source: the annotation of a GenBank genome assembly
AUGACUGCGAAAGAAAUUGUCAUCGAAGCCGGUCAAGAGCUACGUGGCUAUGUCGAAGAAACAUUAACAGUCGAAUUACGAUCCGGUAAAGCCGAGAUUUUCGGUACAGAACUCGCCAUUAAUCACAAGUAUCAAUUCACAUCUGGAAUGAAAUUUGCAAUAUUUACAUAUUGGGGCUGUACUGUCAAUAUCAUUUCCCCACGUGAAGAUUAUUAUGUAGCACGAGAUGAAAAUCCAAUGCAUAUUUAUCUGAAUGUUCAUGGUAUGUUAGAACAAUUGAGACAAAAAGCAGACGUAGAAAAAACACGAGGACCUCGAAUUAUGAUCACUGGUGCAUCUGAUGCUGGUAAAAGUACGAUAUGUCGUAUGCUAGUCAAUUGGGCUGCUCGACUUGGUCGAACGCCUAUCUUAGUUGAUCUCGAUGUUGGACAAAAUCAAAUUUCAAUUCCAGGAACGAUUGCGGCGAUGGUUGUACGUCGACCAGCUUCUGUCGAAGAAGGUUUUCGUAUCGAAAUGCCACUUGUUUUUCAUUACGGUUACAAAACACCCAGUGAGAAUAUUGGUUUGUACAAUGAAAUUGUCUCAUCAAUGGCCACGUAUGUUAAUAUUCGAUCGGAAAACGUCGAAAAAUCUCUUAUCAGUGGUGUUGUUGUGAAUACCUGUGGAUACAUUCAACACGAAGGUUACGAACUUUUCAAACAUGUCGCAAAAGCGUUCGAUGUUGAUAUCAUCGUUGUUCUCGAUAGUGAAUGGUUAGCAACCAAACUCACGUCAGAUUUACCUUCGGUGAAACUCAUUUCAUUGCCGAAAUCAGGCGGAGUGGUAGCGAAAGAUGCUGCGAAGGAUAAAUUUCGUGAGAAUAAAAUUCGUGAAUAUUUCUAUGGGCCGAAGAAUAAUAUUUGUCCACAUGUAUUCACGAUGGAAUUUAGUGAAAUUAAAAUUUAUAAAAUCGGCGCUCCACAAAUACCUGAUUCAUGUCUACCAGCGGGAAUGAUUUUAAAAAAUCCAUAUAAUAAAAUCUUACCUAUCGCUCCAAGUAAUGCAUUGGUACAUCACGUUUUAUCUGUGAGUAGUUCGAACGAUCCAGAACAGCUAUUAACAAAGAAUAUCCUUGGUUUUGUUGUUGUGCAACAUGUUGAUGCGGAUAAACGAACGUUGACACUUCUCUCACCACAACCAAAUGUCACCAAUAAACUUCUGCUUGUAUCCGAUACUUUGUUUGUUGAUAUGAAAUGA